Symbiodinium natans is the source of this 2127-nucleotide messenger RNA. The record is from the annotation of a GenBank genome assembly. NCBI's taxonomy places the organism in Eukaryota, Dinophyceae, Suessiales, Symbiodiniaceae.
AUGCCGCCGAAGGCGAAGCCCGGUGCGAAGGCGACCACCAAGGCGGCAGCCAAGGCGACCGCCAAGGCCAAGUCUGCCUCUCCCGAGCCUCCCGAGCCUCCGGAGCCGGCAAAAUCACCGGGGCCAGAGAAGCUGUCCGUGUUCGACGCAGAGACAAAUCUGAAUUUUAUCGAAGACGAAGACUGGGCGGCACUCGCAAACACAGAGACGCCGAGCAAUGCCGUCGGCAAGGCGCUCGAGGCCCUCCUCACGCUUCUCGGCGACGCCGAUGCCACAAGCUGGCCAACGGCAGCUGCCGCCCUGGAGCAGCCUGAAGCAUUAGUUCGCGAGAUUCGUGCAUUGGGCGGCCCACUGGGGUGUACCCAGCUGCAGUUGCAAAAAGCAGCUGCACUCGUGGGAGAGGCAGAUCUAGGAAGCCUCAUGGCCGCAACAGAUGAGCCGCCUCCGCCAAAGGCGAAGGCCCCAGCCAAAGCGAAAGCCAAAGCCAAGCCCCUUGCACCGCCACCCGGUGCACGGGCAGCGCUGGCAGUGGCUCAGCUAGUCGAGGCGUAUGUUGCGAGGGCAGAGAGCCCUUCCAAAUUCCCGAUGGAAUGGCCAAUGGUGGCAUACAGGGAAGUCCACGGGAAGUUGCAGCAUGCGCUGCACUCAAAGCAGCAUGCCUGUCUGGUUUGCAGCAGUUCACUGGCUACCAAAGCUGUCAGCCAGUACCUGCAGCUGGCUGGUGCAGUCAUGGUGAACGUGUGCCAGCUGCAGGUGCAGGUACAGCUGGCCAAGUCAAUGUCACAAGAUGUGGCUCGCUCAUCACUUCAAGGCGCAUUGAAGGAAGCAUUGACUCGAGGAUCACGGCUGGUUCUGCAACUGGGAUCCUCACCGCCAAACUUGCGCAGAUACUGCGACUCUAGGAUGCCAAUCGAGGCCUUCGAGUGUGAAAAGACCAGCGAGGUCGCGAAGACACUCGGCGUGGAAGCCGAAGCUACUGACUUCCAGAUGGUCCUCCUUGUCGAGAUGUCCAAGGCAAUGGCAGAAAAGACGUUGCCUCAGGUACUCCCCGGCUUCGACGAGAUGGCUGUCAUGCUCAUAGAUGAUACCACCGUGCCAACAAGCAACCAGCUUAGCGCUAAGCUGGAAGAAGCAAGCAAACGAACGGCAUGUUUGAGAUCAGCCCUCAGCAUGCUGGCUCUGGAAGUUGCCAAGCCAACACCUACACCAGCCGCAGCAUCUGAAGGGGUGCCGGCGGCUGGCGCAGCCUUGACGGAGGAGGGCGUGGUGGUCAACGACGUGGAUUUUGAGUACAUCGAGAAGUUCACAGAAGACUGGCAGGAGCGAUGGCUUCUUGGACCCUCGGAGCAGGACGAGAGCGGCAAGGAAAUACGCAAGGGCUUGAUAUCCGCGAAGCUGGUGAAGUACCCAUCCAAUCCCAAGGAUGCCAAAAGCUGUUUGCAACUUAUGGGAGGUGCGGCCAACGCACCAUGUACAGGGAUUUGGACUUCCUUCGCCCCACUCAUCAGGCCAACGGAGGUGGAGUUCGAGUUUACCGUCAAUGGGAAGGUCGACAUGCCGAAUGCCUGCUUGGUGUUUACGGAGAAGCCCUUCCAGGGAGCUUUGCCGGACUGCAAAGUGGGCGUGCAAUUUACAGUUCGGGGCGGCAUGCAGCUCUGUGGAGGUGGAGGAAACUUGGUGAGGAUCAGCAAUGACGGAAAGAUUCAAAACGACAGGUGGAACAAGGUCCUCAUCAAAAUCGACUGGGCUGACAAAGUUGCAGUUGCUCAGGUGGAUACUCGAGGCAAGGGCUAUGCCCCUGCAAUCCAGACAGUGCCCUUCCGAGAUUCCACGUGCUGUGGAUUUGGCGCUCUCUUCAUCUACAACACCGACACUCAGGCCACCUGUUGGUUCAGUGAGCUUCGCGUUAAGCAGGAUCAGCAAGACAUGGCCAUGAUUGACAACGAGGCCCUAGACGCACGCAGAGAGCUUGCCCAACGAAUGAAGCAGCGAGAGUACCAGAUGGCUGUAGACGCUGACAUGGAGGUCGGCAUGAAGAUGGGCGCCAUCAAGUCAACGACAUGCCAUGGCAUGAACCUGGCGAUGGAGCAGGCUGCAAACAACUCGAGUGGCCAUGCCCUGGGAUGA